AUGUGUGGCCCAUGCGCAUCCUCAGCAUGCGUGACCUUCUCCUUUCCGUACGCACUCGACGCGUGCAGUGGCGAGUGCCGUUGUACCGGCGGCUUCACGAUGCUCUACGAUGGCUCCUGUGUGCCCGCUAUGGCGUACCAAUCGAUGGUCGCGGCUGUCGCAGGUACGGCAGUCCUAUCUCCGCCGAACAUCGUCAACAGCGGCACAACUGGGUCUCAGACUACGACUUUUCCUGUGCAGGCAUACUCGAUCGGCGCCGCCGUGCUGUGCGGCCGCGGCAACAGCACUGUGUGCAAUCUGCUGGCAAACCUAUGUGUCACGCUGAAUUACGAAGUCACCGCCAUGCCCUAUGCGCUGUGCCAGCGCAUCAAGCAGAGCACGUCGUGCGAUGCGUCGCGGUGCGAGACAGUGGACGGACUUCCAUGGUUGUCUUACACCCGCCGUACCGCGGAAGUCUUGAGCAGCGCAGCGACAAAGAUUCGCACCUCGGCUAGCCAAGAGCUGCGGUUUGUCGUGUCGGCGUUUGACCUGUACGGCAACUGGCUCAGGUAUCAGUCCUUGGCGAGCCAACUCAACCCGUGCUUUCUUGUGAACACAGAGCUGCAGUCGUUUUUCGCUACUGGUGACACACGUGCCACAUCGUGCCAUAUCAACCGGCAUUGGUUCCUUCGCGCACACAGCACCCUCUUCUGUGAGGUUUACCUGCGACACCCUUCGAACGCGUCACGGCUGCUGCCUGUGCCCCUGCUUGCCGACUACUCCAACUACAGCUUCGGACAGGCGACGUUCCACAACCCGUGGCUGUACCGCAGCAGUGCCGCUGCCUUCAACGGCGUCCUGGCCGAAGGUGGUUUCUGAAGGCGGGUCAACGCCUACGACAAUGUGGGCGGCAGCGGCAACUCACGGCCUCGUUCGCUACCCAUCUAUGUCACAGCGCUACGCAGCGUCCAUCUUGUGCUCGGGACUGACCACCACGAUGAUCGCUACGUUACAAUUCCGCUUGUCGUCCACCAAUACGGGUCAAAAAUGGUGCUCACAAUGGCUGCUGCGGGAGCCGCCGACGACCUCGAAACAGUGCGGCAAGCGCCGCUCAACGCCAGUGGUCAGGCCGACUACGCACUCCGCUGCGAGAUGCAUUCCUGCUACUUGGCCAGCACCGAUUCUGUAAGUGACGAACUGGAGACUACGCUUACCAAUCCGUGCGUUUUGUGCUUUAUCUCGGCGGGGGUAGGCACGUAUGACUGGAUGCGAUGACGACAGUAUCUCGUUUUUAACUAGCUCCCGGCUCUGCUAUUCUUUGUCCACUUGCGCGGCCACCUCAACAACGUGCUCUUCAUCGUUGUCGCCGUUGUAUCGUGGUACAUCUUUAUCGCGUAUAAGAGCCAGUCAACUUUGUCGCGUACCAUGCGACUAAGUGACGUGUACGUGAACGCGAUGCUGUACGCAGCUGUCACAGCAAAUCGGUUUGCAGUGCUGUACCGGCUGGACGAGCAUUGUAACGCGGACUACUUUGCCAUCGACUGGCAGCGAUCCAAGGGGCAGCUGCUCCGCGAAAACAAGAUUGUGCCGGUGGGCAUGUGGCGCUCCACAUUCGUGGCGAACGGGCUACACGAGAUGCAGACACCGCGUUACUGGCGGCCACUGUUCACCAUUGGCGGUUAUUCUCCUCUUUCUGGUUCUUCUAGAUUACCAGAAAUGUCAGCCGGCGUCCCGCGCGGGAAGCGGCAGGUGGGCGGCAUGACCACCUCGUUCGACACCCUCCGCGUUGCGAUCGAUACAUUCUUCUGGGUGGCUGUGGCGCUGGUCAUGUACUUGUUGGAGUACCAGAUAUACUAUCGCUUUGUUGUUGUGCACCUUCUACAGGUGUUCGUCGACCUGUGCUCCGUGUCGAACAUCUCCAUCAUGAUCCUCUUAGAACAGUAGUGGGGCUUCUACAUCCAUGGCGAGUCCAUUCACGCUCACGCCGAGGUGAGUGUGGAGGAGUUUCAGAACCAUCUCUUUCUGGAGGCGCAGGAAAACCUGCCGGUACGUGGCUUGGGGGGCCAGAGCAAAUGCAAGUCUUUUAGUAUAUUUUUCGGGCCGUACACCCGCCAGUAUCUUUACCUGUGGUAUAUGGAGAUGCAUCUCGAGCACCAGCGUUCACUUGGGAAGCACAAGGGGGUCAUCAACCCAGUCAAGUGGCAUUUCCUCCGUUUUCUCCUUGGCUUUUUUUGAAAACAACGCGUCUACCCACAGACCGCCUUGGCCAUUCGCGACCGCAUUAACAACGCCUUCUAGCAAAGUGUGCGACACACGAAGAGCAAGCUUCUGGUGAAGUUUGUACUGCGAAAUUCGCUUUUUUUUUCGCCAAGCGUGAUGUACAUGAACGGGCCCCAGCGCGGCGAUCCUGGCAGCAAGGACCUCUGCUUCAUUGGCGGCGCUCACUCCUACGACCACGCGCUUCUAUGCAGGCUUGACUUUGAUCUUUUUGUGCUCUGUGCAGCCCUGUUUGCUCCGAUCGAUGCGUCGCUGCACAACUUCUACGCCACCAUGAUGCUCGCUUUCGGGGUGGAGAUUCUCGUUCAUUUUUAUCGCACCCGUGAGGGGUUCGUCAACUUGAGUCAGAAGACGAGGACUGAUGAGCAAUUUUUUAUUUAG
Messenger RNA from Leishmania braziliensis MHOM/BR/75/M2904, 2637 nucleotides. Lineage: Eukaryota; Euglenozoa; Kinetoplastea; Trypanosomatida; Trypanosomatidae. The record is from the annotation of a RefSeq genome assembly.